UUACCUUUGUUCUCACUGCUGGAUCCCAAAAUAGACUGGCGGGUGGAGCUACCUGGAAGUAUUUUUAGCAGCUCCCUUAAAAGCUCUUACUUUGUGAACCAUUGUCGAUGAUAGAAUUGAACAACUUUCCCUUCCAACAACCUGGUGAUGAGAGUCUGUCGCUUUCAGAUUUUCAAACGGGACGUAACGUUUUAUUUUAUUCUAAAUCUAGAUCUUAGUUUUGCAAAAAAAGAAACAAUAGUAUGAAAAGUUACAAGGAACAAAACAAUUCACAAUCUUCCAGAUGGAGAUGAAAUGUGAUCUUUGGACACACCUCCACUUCUGUACUCUUUGCGUAAUCUUGCAGAGUGACCAUAUUCCAUAAAUUCCCAAGGGAAGAGAGUUUAAGGCACACAAGAGGGUGACAGCAUGAGCAGAGCUGAUGGUAUUCAUUAUUUACUAGACAACACAUGCAAAGCUGGUUAAUGGAGAAGGAAGGAAGGGAAGUAAACACAUUUCUAGGAAAGCGGACAGAUACCACUCUAUGUUCAACAGUGAGAACAAGAUACUCCAGCUGCUGGCUGUGUUAGAGGUCUGCCAUGGCUUAGCCCCUGGCCAGAUCACCUCCCGUUACUUGUUCAUCGAAAAAUCCAUGACCUGGGUCAAAGGCCGUGAGUUCUGUCAGAGCCACUUUGUGGACCUUGCAGUCUUGAACACAGAGCUGGAAUACUUUGCUCUUCUCAAUGCCACCCAUACAAACAAAGCCAGUUUUUGGCUUGGUCUGCACAGGCAUGCCAAUGGCUGGAAGUGGACCGAUGGAGAUGAGCUGAGCUACAGACGAUGGUACAACUAUAACUAUGAGGGCCAGUGUGCUAGUUUGGAGGCCAUGUUGGAGAAAAACAACAAGCUACUGGCUCGUCUCUGUGAUGAGGAGCACAUGAUUGUAUGUCAGGGGCCUGUUUCCCCUCAGUCACUAGCUGUGGACUCUGUCAGCAUUGAUCAUGUGAAUCUAAGCUGGAAUGUUUCUGCAUUCAUGCAGACGACUUCUCAUUAUUACAGCGUAAUGAUAUGCAGCUUCAUUUGCGAGAUGCUCUUCUAUCCCUACAACAAUGAUUCCCACUUUAUGAGCAUCAAGAUCUCCAACUUAACUGCAGCCACAGAGUACUCAAUAAAUGUCUCUGCUGUUGUUGUUCGUCUUGACAGUGUCACCGGCAAGAACUUAAUUCUUCAAGAUCAUCCCGCAACUUUAAAAGUUAAAACAGCAACACCUAACAACGAUCAGAAAAUUGUUUACAAAAUAUUUAACUUUCUCAAACUGAUGAUUCUGGUGCCUCUCCUUUGGUUUAUAUAUACUUUUCUAAAAAUAGAAAAAUGCACAGAGAAGCUCAAAGACAGAUCAUCUGAGGAGCCAUUAGUUCAAGAAGCUGUUGUUGAACUGUUACCUCAGAAAAGUGGAUUAGAAAAAUAGGAAAAGAUGUAGCAACUGUGAAACAACUUUUUAAAUUGCCACUAAGAGGAUCUUAAGCUUUUUUUAACUGAAGAUGUAAAAAUGUUCAAGAUAAGUUAAUUAAGCUAAAUUAUUGCAAUACUAUGACUGAUUUAUUUAUCCAUAUUAACAGUGGUGGGCAGUCAGGACAUUCAAGGCCUUCGUUGCUUGCCUAAAAUCAAUCAGAAACACUAUCCUAAAUUCAAUUAUUCAAAAUGUAUAUCUAACUGUAUUAAUUAACUCAAAAACAAUCCAUUCUCUUUAUUUUGUAGCGUUUCUCUUGGCUGCACUGCUUCCAUUGGAUUUAUUUGGUUGCUAUAUUUUUUGUCCAAUCAGAUUGCAGCCUUAGUGCAUUGCUUGUCAAUCAAAUCUUCCCGGGGCCUUCAGAAUAAGCAGUGCUAGCUGAUUCUUCCUUAACAAUUUUGGUGAGGAACGUUUCUUCAACCAAUUAGAUUUCAGAUUUGCCCCACUGGGCCAGCUAGAGGGCCCAGCCUAACCAUUUUUAACCAUUGUCACAAUUUUCUGUCCUCUGAUUGGUCAGUUAGAGCAAAAUGUUUACAGCCAAGUUUAGCUAGUGACAAUCUGCAAUUUAGAUUUGCUUUUGCUAAAAGCUUUCCUGGCUUCAAUGGCUGAUACUGAAUGGAGAUACUAAGACUUCCCGCACAAAGACAAAAGGAUGAAUUUUGUUUAUAAAUAGUCUGCAUCACUGGUGAGUGUGAUAUACAUUAUUUUCAUACUUUAUGCUCUGUUUGAUCUGGUAUUUAGAUGCAUUUUGAAUCCAAACUGCUCCUGGUGCUGUAAAUGUGGUGGAGCUGUGUUUAUAGAGUAGUGGAUUGCCGUUGUCUUAAAUGGGCUUCUUGCUUAAUUGAUCUCUGUAUUCGCCCACAUGCAAAUCUUCGUCGUUUAUACCUGCACUUGUUACAUUUCAUAUUCAAAUACCAUUAGUGGUUUUCUUUAUUAAAAUGGGAAAGUAACCACCCUUAUGCAACACACCCUGUGUAUAGCAAGAUAGCAUGUGCAUUUCCUCAGUGGCAAUUAUUACAAAUUCAGUAAACAGGUACCUUUAGGUCUUGUUUCU
Cyprinodon variegatus (sheepshead minnow) is the source of this 2543-nucleotide messenger RNA. Its product is annotated as snaclec echicetin subunit beta-like. The record is from RefSeq and is a predicted model, not a curated record. NCBI's taxonomy places the organism in Eukaryota, Metazoa, Chordata, Actinopteri, Cyprinodontiformes, Cyprinodontidae. Bases 524 to 1447 code for a protein of 307 amino acids. The transcript has 5 exons. Gene Ontology annotation, molecular function: protein binding.